AUGGCUGAAUCAAUAGACGCCGUCUCCGUUGACAUGGAGAAGAUCUAUCUCGGCGGAAAGGAACAUUUUAUUCGAACUGGCUGUGGUUCUGUGUCCGUUAUAGUCUGUGGGGACCAAGAUAAGCCUGCACUUAUCACGUAUCCUGAUUUAGCUCUAAAUCAUAUGUCUUGUUUCCAAGGGUUAUUCUCUUGUCCUGAAGCAGCUUCUUUCCUGCUCCACAACUUCUGCAUAUACCAUAUUGGUCCUCCUGGUCAUGAGUUAGGAGCUGCUUCGAUUAGUCCUGAUGAUCCUGUGCCUUCUGCUGACGACUUGGCAGAUCAGAUCCUUGAAGUUCUAAAUUUUUUCGGGCUUGGUGCAGUUAUGUGCAUGGGAGUGACAGCGGGUGCUUAUAUCCUUUCCUUAUUUGCUACGAAAUAUAGGAAACGCGUUCUUGGUUUGAUACUUGUAUCUCCAUUAUGCAGAGCACCAUCUUGGACCGAAUGGUUUUAUAAUAAGGUGAUAUCAAAUAUGCUAUAUUUCUAUGGGAUGUGUGGUUUGCUAAAGGAGCGUUUGCUUCAGCGUUACUUUAGUAAGGAGGUUCGUGGUAGUGCUGAAGUUCCGGAGUCGGAUAUAGUUCAAGCAUGCAGAAAGUUGUUGGAAGAGAGGCAGAGCUCAAAUGUUUGGAGAUUUCUUAAAGCAAUUAAUCGGAGACCUGACAUAACUGAAGGCUUGAAGUCACUAAGGUGUCGCACUCUCAUUUUUGUUGGGGAUAGCUCUCCUUUCCACCGUGAGGCUCUCCACAUGAUCUCAAAGUUGGAUAGAAGAAAUAGUGCCUUAGUAGAGGUCCAGGCUUGUGGAUCGAUGGUGACAGAGGAGCAGCCACAUGCAAUGUUGAUACCCAUGGAGUACUUCUUCAUGGGGUAUGGUUUUUACAGACCGUGUCAUUUCAGAGAGAGCCCUAGGAGCCCACUCAUCCCAUCUUGCAUCUCCCCGGAGCUUCUCUCCCCGGAAAGCAUGGGUCUGAAGCUAAAACCAAUCAAGACCCGUGUGUCGCUCAGAUUAUAACAUGGUAGAAGGAAAGAAUUCAAAUGAAAAUAAUGCAAGGUGAUCGAUCCAGCUGUGAAUGUGAUUCAGAAGUAAUUGUUCAUUUUAGUUCUUUGUACAAAUUUUUUAUUGUUUAAGAAGCAAGGGUAGAAGCUCGCGCGCGGCUGGAGGGAGGGGCGGUUGUAGAUACAGAAGGGAAGAAUAUACCGUAUCAUAUCGAUCGUGUCUCAUAUAUUAUAUAGGAAGGGGAGGAGACUUCAUUCUCGUGUAGUCACUCAUAAUGAAUGCCUUUGAGCCGUCUUUAUCUGUCUGUGUAUUCUA
Messenger RNA from Rosa rugosa (rugosa rose), 1344 nucleotides. RefSeq names its product protein NDL1-like. NCBI's taxonomy places the organism in Eukaryota, Viridiplantae, Streptophyta, Magnoliopsida, Rosales, Rosaceae. The transcript has a single exon. The coding region runs from base 1 to 1044 and encodes 347 amino acids. The record is from RefSeq and is a predicted model, not a curated record.